AAGCACCAGUAUUUCCUGCACUUGAUAUUCCAAAACAGACUAGAGAUGGAGAUGGGUGGAUAUUGGACAGUUUUAGUGGUAUUUCUUUUAAUUCUAUUGUUUUUGAAGUUACAGUGGGACCGUCGGCAGUUUCCACCUGGACCAAUGCCGGUCCCUAUCCUGGGGACUCUUUGGUGUUUUGGCUUCUCUUGGCAACAAAACACUCUCUCAAAGUUAUCCAAAGUGUAUGGGAAAGUCUUCACCAUCUGGAUUGGGCCCAUGCCUAUUGUUGUAGUAAAUGGGUUCCAUGCAGUGAAGCAAGUCCUCAUAAACCAAGCUGAAGAAACUAAUUGGCGAGUGGUGACGCCUUUUAUUAGAGACUCAAUGAAGGGGAAAGGAAUUCUCUUUUCAAGCGGACCUGCCUGGAAGGAGCAAAGACGUUUUGCAAUGGCCACGCUGAGGUCUUUAGGUCUGGGAAGGAAGUCUUUAGAGUAUCGAGUGCAAGAGGAGGCUGGCAAGCUGGUGGAGAUUUUUUCAAGCAAGAAAGGGAAGGCUUUUGACCCGUCUUUGCCCCUGUUCCACUCCAUCUCCAACGUGAUCUCCAGCGUGGUUUUUGGACACUAUUUCUCCAUUCAUGAUGAAACCUUUAGCAAGCUGAUUGAAUGCAUUGAGUAUAUGGCACAUUUUUUCCUCUCCGCAUUUCACUUGUUGUAUGAACUUUCCCCAUGGCUCAUGCGCCAUCUCCCCGGACCUCAUCAGAAGGCCUUUUCAUGCUUGGAAUUUAUCCAUUUGUUUGGGAGGAAUGAAAUUAAAAAACACUUGGAGAAGAAGAAACCAGAGGAUGAGCCACAGGAUUUCAUUGACUUCUACUUGGACGAGAUUGACAAAAAAAGACACGAUCCUACAUCGACAUUUGAUGAAGACAACUUGGUUUAUGUUAUUUACGACCUCUUCACGGCAGGGACGGACACCGUUGCCACCACCUUGCGGUGGGCACUGCUCUUCAUGGUGGUGCAUCCAGAUGUUCAAGAGAAAAUUCAGGAGGAGAUUGACACCGUUCUGACACCUUCCCAACAAAUCUUCUAUGAGGACCGGAAGAACAUGCCGUACACCAACGCAGUCAUUCAUGAAAUCCAGCGCUUCAAAUUUGUCCUCUUAGUUGGAACUUUCAGACUAUGUGCAAAAGAUGGUGCUGUACUUGGGUUUCCAAUUAAAAAGGGCACAGUCAUUGCACCUGAUAUUGCUUCUGCGUUGUAUGACCCCGAACAGUGGGAGACACCCCAUCAGUUCAACCCCAAUCACUUCCUGGACAAGGAUGGGAAAUUCUUCACCAGAGAUGCCUUCAUUCCAUUUUCAUUAGGGCAGCGUCUGUGUCUGGGGGAGAACCUUGCAAAAAUGGAGCUUUUCCUUUUCCUCACAAAUCUCCUUCAAGCAUUCACAAUGGAGCACCUGGAAGGAACCAAGGAACUCAGCAUAAGGCCGGUGCAAGGGAGGUUUGCCGUGCAGCCCUUUCCAUAUAUGAUCCGCGCUGUUCCUCGCAAGGCAGCAGCUUGACACAGGAAAUAAACAUUGCCAAAAUAGGAAAAUAAGAAACAGUUUUUUGUCCACAAAAUGUCAACUUUUUUAAGAUGAAAAGAACACACGCAUUUGCACAGAAUACACCCGAAAUGUAGAUUGUUUCCAAAACUGUUCAGUUUUUGACAGCUUCUUGUUUCAAGCAGGAAAUGGGGAAAUGGUUCCAUUUUUACUAGUGAAAAUGAAAUUUAUGAAGGUUUUGCAGCUCUGCACCAUAGUGAAGUCUAUAUUGCUGGCAGUAGGAGAAGGAUUCUUCAUCAUCACAUCUCCUUCACUCCACUGGGACUAUGAUAUGAAGUUUGGAUUUUUUUGUGCCAGGAGCAACUUGAGAAACUGCAAAUUGCUUCUGGUGUGAGAGAGUUGUAUGUCUGCAAGGACAUUGCCCAGAGGACACCCGGAUGUUUGAUGUUUUAUCAUCCUUCUGGCGUGAGAGAAUUGUACGUCUGCAAGGACAUUGCCCAGAGGACACCCAGAUGUUUGAUGUUUUACCAUCCUUGUUGGAGGCUUCUCUCAUGUCCCCACAUGGGGAGCUGGAGCUGACAGAGGGAGCUCAACCCGUUCUCCCUGGAUUUGAACUGCUGACCUGUUGGUCAGCAGUUCUUCCAGAACAAGGAUUUAACCCAUUGCACCACCAGGGGCUCCCAUGAUACCAAGUGACCUGGAUUAUUGUUAUAAACUAGACCACAUCUCCUGAAUUAUAAUUGGUGCAGAUGUGACAGUAGAAUCAUAGAAUAAUAGAAUCCUAGAGUUGGAGGAGACCUCGUA
Anolis sagrei ordinatus is the source of this 2319-nucleotide messenger RNA. RefSeq names its product cytochrome P450 2A5-like. Gene Ontology annotation, cellular component: cytoplasm; intracellular membrane-bounded organelle. Gene Ontology annotation, biological process: xenobiotic metabolic process. NCBI's taxonomy places the organism in Eukaryota, Metazoa, Chordata, Lepidosauria, Squamata, Anolidae. Gene Ontology annotation, molecular function: iron ion binding; heme binding; oxidoreductase activity, acting on paired donors, with incorporation or reduction of molecular oxygen, reduced flavin or flavoprotein as one donor, and incorporation of one atom of oxygen. The record is from RefSeq and is a predicted model, not a curated record.